UUAAGUAGUCGCUUACAACAAAUUAUUUUAUAAUCGGAAUUAACUGUAAAAUAGUUAAAAAGUGCCUCGACGUAGCUUAAUUUGUUUCCUGUUUAUUGGGGAUUUAGACCUCCUCUUCCUCCAUUCUCUAAUGCCAACAACAACAGCCGUCGAAGAGACCAGGAGAGUGCACUCGGUCCUGAACACUGACUGAAAGAGGAAAAUCAUUUUAACCUGAAGCUCAACUCUUUUCGGUCCUUUGGGAUCAUGGCUAAAGAUGUUGGUCUACUUGAAACAAAUGGAGAACUGAAGGUGUUUAUCGAUCAGAAUCUGAGCCCUAGCAAAGGUGUCCUAUCCUUGGUUACUGUCCAGCCUACAGCUGCCCCUGUGGCGAAACAGCUACUACCCAAAACCCUCGGGCCUUCCAAUGUCAAUGUUACUGCACACAUGCAACAUGUGCCACACAUGGUGAUUGGAACACCCCAGAGGCCCACAGUUUCAAAUACAAUUUUGGUAAACAGCCCACACACACCCAGCUCCCAAUUCCUCACCCAGAGUCAACCUGCCGAUGCCUCUCCUUGGUCGUCAGGAAAGCGUGGUAAAAAAGGGGAAAAGAAUGGGAAAGGUUUGAGGCAUUUCUCGAUGAAAGUGUGCGAGAAGGUGCAGAAGAAGGGCGUUACUACCUACAAUGAAGUUGCAGAUGAACUGGUUGCAGAAUUCAGCUCUUCAGACAACCACAUGUCACCGAAUGACUCACAUGUGUAUGACCAGAAGAACAUUAGGCGGCGUGUCUAUGAUGCACUGAACGUGCUCAUGGCCAUGAACAUUAUCUCAAAAGAGAAAAAAGAAAUCAAGUGGAUCGGCCUGCCCACCAACUCAGCACAGGAGUGCCAAAACUUAGAGGUGGAGAGACAAAGGCGGCUGGAGAGGAUUAAGCAGAAACAAUCGCAGCUGCAGGAGCUCAUAUUGCAGCAAAUAGCUUUCAAGAACCUGGUUCAGCGGAACAGACAGACAGAGCAGCAAGCAAACAGACCUCCGCCCCCCAACUCCAUCAUCCACCUUCCUUUCAUUAUUGUCAACACCAGCAAGAAAACUGUCAUCGACUGCAGCAUCUCCAAUGACAAGUUCGAAUAUUUGUUCAAUUUCGACAGCAUGUUUGAGAUCCACGAUGACAUCGAGGUGCUGAAACGCAUGGGCAUGGCCUGUGGUUUGGAGGUGGGGAAAUGUUCUCCAGAGGAUCUGAAGGUUGCACGUAGCCUGGUGCCCAAAGCUCUGGAGCCUUACGUUAUAGAAAUGGCAAAAGGCCCCAUCAGUAAUGUCUACUUAACUGGAGGAUCCUCUGCUAAUGGAGCCCGUUACCCAGCAAGCAGUGACGGUUGCACUGACGGCACCAUGGCCUCCAGCUCAAAUGACUCUCACUACAGCGGGUCCCGAGUGGAAACCCCAGUGUCUUACAUGGGCGACGACGACGACGAAGACGAGUACGACGAGAACGACGACGAAGACUAAGCUACCUACGCCUCGCCACUCCAACAAGCACAGUCCUUCAAAAAAACAAAAAAAAAAAAACCUUCACCGUGGGAAUUUAGUCCACUUUUGUGUGUGCUUCUCCAACCUUUACCCCUGUUUCCCCCCCCCCCAUGCCUGUAUUUCUGUCUGGCUUUCUCAGGGGUGUAGUUGAAUAUUGAAAGAACAGAGGUGUUUGUGGCACCCAUCUUUUUUCUGCUUCUGAAUCACAUGCACCUGCACCACAGCUCAGUGGGAGGUGUCGUCCAAGGGAACUGUAGUCUUUGGCCCUGCCACCUGAAGUCUUUGUAUCUCUAAUCCACUUUUCAAUAAGCCAUCCCACUAAAAACUUACUGCUGUUGGAGAAUGUAUAAUGUACUUGUUUGAAUAGUUUUUUUUUUUCUUGUUAUUUUGCAACAUAUGGCAGACGUGAUGAUGACGAUGAUCAAAAUGUUCCGAGACGGCCAAAGUGUCUUCUUUAACAUGCUGUGUUUAGUACAACACCAUGGAUUGGCCGAAACUGUUGCUAUGGCAUCCCAGGAUGGGGCUCCAUCAAAUGUGUUGAUACUUCUUUGUUUUGUGUUCUGGGCAAUUAUUUGAAAUAGUUUCUUAUCCCCCAUUGUGUUGGGCCGGCUUCCUUCUGUUCUGUAGGCAGCUGCUUUCCUGAUCUCAUUUUGCUAGUUUUGUUUCUCUGGAGUUGAGGAAUUCUCCACCACCGCCCUGUUAACGCCUUGGUAGUGUUUACAAAAUAAUGGCAGCAGCAAGGUAAAGACUUUUCAUAACCCAGGCUCCUGAUAGGUAAAUAAGCUUUGUUUGUUAAUUACGUAUAUGAAUCCUACAACGAUUGUAGCUUAUAGUAUCCUUUUAGAGGCCAGUGGUAAAGAUAGACCUUCAAAAAGACAAAAAAAGAUUGAUGUAACGAAAUGUGUGGUUGUAUAGGUCUUUAUGUACUCCCUUCAAAGAUCUCCCUUUUAAAACUGAGCAACACAUGUACUGACUCUUCCAAAUACCUUUUUCUGUAAUCUAAUAUAAGUUUGCAAAUUAAAUAUAGAUUGUUUUAAUACA
This is a messenger RNA of Mugil cephalus (flathead mullet), 2550 nucleotides long. Its product is annotated as transcription factor Dp-1-like. The transcript is spliced from 12 exons. The coding region runs from base 247 to 1488 and encodes 413 amino acids. Gene Ontology annotation, cellular component: transcription regulator complex; nucleus. Gene Ontology annotation, biological process: regulation of transcription by RNA polymerase II; regulation of cell cycle. The record is from RefSeq and is a predicted model, not a curated record. NCBI's taxonomy places the organism in Eukaryota, Metazoa, Chordata, Actinopteri, Mugiliformes, Mugilidae. Gene Ontology annotation, molecular function: RNA polymerase II transcription regulatory region sequence-specific DNA binding; DNA-binding transcription factor activity, RNA polymerase II-specific.